CUGACGGUGUUCCUGCAGGUCAGCUGAGGGGCGUCCAUCAUGGCAGCAGCGUCCUAUGACCAGCUGCUGAGGCAGGUGGAGGUGUUGAAGAUGGAGAACUGUAACCUACGACAGGAGCUGCAGGACAACUCCAACCACCUGACCAAGCUGGAGACUGAAGCGUCCAACAUGAAGGAAGUGCUGAAGCAGUUGCAGGGCACCAUAGAGGAAGAGUCUGGAGAGGCAUCUGGAUCUCAGCUGGAGCUCAUCGAGAGACUGAAGGAGAUGAGCCUGGACUCUGCGGGUUCGAAGCCCAGGUCAAGGCCUCCUCUGCCCACGUCCUCCUCCUCCAGUUCGGCCUCCUCUGGAUCUGGAUCUGGAUCUGGAUCUGGAUCUGGAUCUGGUGCUCCUGCAGGAGCAGCGGGAGGCCACCUGACCCCUAUUGCCAUCCCCAGGAGAGGGCUGCCGUCUGCAGGCAGAGACAGCCAUGACCGCUGCCUGGAGGAGCUUGAGAAGGAGAGGUCUCUCCUAUUGGCUGAGCUUGAGAAGGAGGAGAAGGAGAAGGAUUGGUACUAUGCUCAGCUGCAGAAUCUUACCAAGAGGAUCGACAGCCUGCCGCUCACUGAGAAUUUCACUCUGCAGACGGACAUGAGUCGGCGUCAGCUUGAGUUUGAAGCUCGGCAGAUCCGCUCAGCCAUGGAAGAGCAGCUGGGCUCCUGUCAGGAGAUGGAGAGGAGGGCUCAGGCCCGUGUGUCUCGUAUUCAACAGAUAGAGAAGGAUAUCUUAAAGCUUGGAGCCCGUCUUCAGGUGGAGGAAGUUCCAGAAGUGAGUGACAGCUCUGGAUCAGCUGGAGCUCAGAGCUCCAGCAGCAGAUUGGACCACGAGCCAGCCAGUGAGGCGAGCUAUUCUGUGCCUCGACGAAUCACCAGCCACCUGGGAACCAAGGUGGAGAUGGUGUACAGCCUUCUGUCCAUGUUGGGGACUCAUGAUAAAGAUGACAUGUCACGGACUCUGCUGGCCAUGUCUAGCUCUCAGGACUCCUGCAUAGCCAUGCGUCAGUCCGGCUGUCUGCCUCUGCUCAUCCAGCUGCUGCAUGGCAACGACAAGGACUCUUUGUUGCUAGCUGACUUGAUAUUAUUUUGCAAAGGUAACUCACGAGGUAGUAAAGAGGCGCGCGCUCGGGCAUCAGCAGCAUUGCACAACAUCGUUCACAGCCAACCAGACGACAAGCGAGGGCGGAGAGAGAUCAGGGUGCUCCACCUGCUGGAACAGGUGCGUCAUUACUGUGAGGCGUGCUGGAGCUGGCAAGAGAACCAUGAGAGGGGCGUGGACCAGGAAGACAACCCUAUGCCGUCUCCAGUGGAACAUCAGAUCUGCCCCGCUGUCUGCGUCCUGAUGAAGCUUUCAUUCGACGAAGAGCACCGCCACGCCAUGAACGAGCUGGGUGGUCUACAGGCGGUGGCGGAGCUGCUGCAGGUGGACUGUGAGAUGUUCGGUCUCAGUAGCGAUCAUUACAGCGUGACGCUGAGACGGUAUGCCGGCAUGGCGCUCACCAACCUGACCUUUGGAGACGUAGCCAAUAAGGCCACGCUGUGCUCCAUGAAGGGCUGCAUGAGAGCGAUGGUGGCCCAGCUGAAGUCUGACAGUGAAGACCUGCAGCAGGUCAUAGCGAGCGUGCUCAGGAACUUGUCGUGGCGUGCAGACGUCAACAGUAAGAAGACUCUGCGGGAGGUGGGCAGCGUGCGAGCGCUGAUGGGCUGCGCCCUGGAGGUCCAGAAGGAGUCCACUCUGAAGUCCGUCCUGAGCGCCCUCUGGAACCUGUCAGCUCAUUGCACUGAAAACAAGGCGGACAUCUGCGCUGUAGACGGAGCGCUCGCCUUCCUGGUAGGAACCCUGACGCAUCGCAGCCACACGAACACGCUCGCCAUCAUCGAGAGCGGGGGCGGAAUCCUGCGUAAUGUGUCCAGCCUCAUCGCCACCAACGAGGCGCACAGGCAGAUCCUGCGUGAGCACGGCUGCCUGCCGACUCUGCUGCAGCACCUGAAGUCUCACAGUUUGACCAUCGUGUCCAACGCCUGCGGGACGCUCUGGAAUCUGUCCGCCAGAGAUGCUAAAGACCAAGAGGCUUUAUGGGAGCUGGGCGCCGUGGGCAUGCUGCGUAACCUCAUUCACUCUCGACACAAGAUGAUUGCGAUGGGAAGCGCCGCCGCCCUCCGUAACCUGAUGGCCAACCGGCCGGCCCGCUACAAGGACGCCAGCGUGUUGUCCCCCGGGGCCGGCGCCCCCUCGCUGCACGCUCGCAAACAGAAGGCUUUGUUUGAGGAGCUGGACGCUCAGCAGCUGUCAGAGACUUUUGAUAACAUAGACAAUCUGAGCCCCAAGGCCGCACACAGGAAGGGGCGGGGCUGUAACAGCGCCGGAGGAGCAGGGAGCACAACACGCUCGUAUGCAAACACGCCGGUGCUUUCCAGCCCGAAGAACGGAGAUGGAUCAAAAAGGACGAGUGACGAUGCGACGUACAUCCGGCCCGUAUUCCCGCCCAGCGUUCGAGCGUCCAGCGACAGCCUCAACAGCGUGACGAGCGCCGACGGCUACGGAAACCGUGGCAAGACGAAACCAUCAUCGGAUCCAUUCUUGCCGGAGGAAAGCGGAACCAACAAGUGCUGCGUCUACAGGAAGUACCCAGCUGACCUGGCCCACAAGAUACGCAGCGCCAACCACAUGGCGGAUGAUGACGGGGCGGAGCUUGACACGCCCAUCAACUACAGCCUUAAGUACUCUGACGAACAGUUGAACUCUGGGAGACAGAGUCCCAGUCACCGCAGCGCCAUCGAGAGCGACGAGGAUGACCAACAGGAUGCCCGGCUGAGGAGGAGGAACGAUGGCGGUGACUCUGCAACGAGUGGCCACAUGGCGCCCAUUCCGCCAUGCUACGUCGCGUCCACGGCGACUUCAAACUAUGGCGCCGACUCGACCGGAGAACAGCCUAUUGACUACAGCCUGAAGUACGGCGCAGACGCCCCCCGCAAACCGCUGUUCAAGCCUGAAAACGCCGCUGCCUCAUCAGUGCCCUCGCCCCAGCCUUCCUCUUCCAACAAGCUCCGCCCCCCUCCACCUCCAACCAAUCGUUCAGCAUCAAAAAGCAACCAGGAGUCCACACAGACGUACUGCGUCGAGGACACACCCAUCUGCUUCUCCAGAGGCAGCUCGCUGUCCUCGCUGUCUUCAGAGGAGGAGGAAGAAGACGGUGACGUCAUCGGGAGGAAGAGGAGAGGUGGGAGCGUCAUCAGUGGCGGCGGCAGAAGUAACGACUACCCGACACUUCCUGUCAGCGAGAAAGACGCUCAUGAGCAACAGCAGAGGCAGCAGAAAGAGGCAGAGAGCCAAACGGCUGCUGCUGCGGCGGCUCCCUCCACACGUGGGAGGCGGGGUCAUCAUCAUCAUCAUGGCCACCACCACCACCACCACCACCACGUGACAUCCUCGGGCGCCAGGACGCCGAAGAGUCCUCCAGAGCUGCCGUACGCUCAGGAAACGCCGCUGAUGUUUAGCCGCUGCACAUCUGUUAGCUCCCUCGACAGCUUCUCCACCUCUUCCAUCGCCAGCUCCGUGCGCUCCAGCGAGCCGUGCAGCGGGGUGCCGAGUGGCGUUGUCAGCCCCAGUGAUCUUCCUGACAGCCCGGGACAGACCAUGCCGCCAAGCCGUGCCAAGACGCCGCCGUUACCGCCAGAGAUUCAGACAACAAAGGAGGACAAAGUCAAAAAGAAGCAGCAGGAGGAGAGCAGCCCUGAUGUUCUGCUGCAUUUCGCCACGGAGAGCACCCCACACGGCUUCUCCCGAGCCUCCAGUCUGAGCGCGCUCAGUCUGGACGAGCCAUACAUCACAGCAGAGAUGAAGAAGAAGAAAGAGGAGCAGGAGGGAGGUAACGAGGAGAGGAGGGACGAGGUGGCACAACCCAUUCUUGACGAAUCAGACGACGAUGACGACAUUGAGAUCCUUGAGGCGUGCAUCAACAUGGCCAUGCCCAAAUCGUCACGGAAACCAAAGAAACAGCAACAAGCAGCGCCAAGGAAACCCAGCCAGCUUCCUGUUUAUAAGCUCCUCCCACCUCAAAGUCGUGCCCAGUCCCAGCAGAGGAAGGAACCACCGCCACCGCCACCGGAGGAGGUGCCGAGAGUGUACUGUGUGGAAGGAACUCCACUCAACUUCUCCACUGCAACUUCCCUCAGUGACCUCACCAUAGACUCCCCACCCAAUGAGAUGGUGGCAGCAGCCAGCAUACCUGUAGCCCCGCCCACCUCUGCCCAGAGGAGGCAGGCAGGACUUCCUGAGGGUGAGAACGGUGAUGACAUCCUCGCAGAGUGCAUUAGUGCCGCCAUGCCUAAAGCCAAACCCAGGAAACCAAUCAGAACUACACCCAACAUUGACCCACUCCAAGCUCCACCCCUUCCCCCACCUCUUCCCCCUUUGGCCCCGCCUCCUCAGCAACAGAAGAAGAAGCCAACGUCACCCGUGAAGCCGAUGCCUCAGCGGUCCGGUUAUAAUGUCGCCUCAGCUGCGGUCGCUAAAGCAAAGCCGGGGUUCGCCUUCGACUCUCCACGACACUACACGCCCAUCGAGGGAACGCCAUGCUGCUUCUCUCGAAACGACUCGCUCUCUUCACUCGACUUUGAUGAAGAAGACGGUGUUGAGAAGGAUGAAGAGGAAAAGAAAACGAAAGAAGAAGAGGGUCGGAAGAGGAAACAGCAGACAGCGGCCGUGUUCCCUCGGACGAAACCUGCGACGAACGGCACGGCGUCUGACGAGCAGCAGAAGUUCUCCAUCGAAGACACGCCGGUCUGCUUCUCCAGGAACUCGUCUCUGAGCUCGCUGAGCGACAUCGACCAGGAGAACAAUAAUAAGGAGUUCGCUCCUCCGCAACCUCUGCCGCCACCGCCGCCGCCUGAAAGACAGGAUGGAGGCAAAGCAACAACCGCGCCCCCACCCUCACAGGCAGAUCUGAAGCCCCGCCCCACUACUGCCAGCGGCUACGCCCCCAAAGCCUUCCAUGUGGAAGACACGCCCGUCUGCUUCUCCAGAAACUCCUCCCUCAGCUCGCUGAGCAUCGACUCCGAGGACGACCUCCUGCAGGAGUGCAUCAGCUCCGCCAUGCCGAAGAAGAAGAAGAAAGUAUCUGCAGCUGCUCCGCCCGGGCCCGCCGCUCCGCCUCCUGAACCUAGACCAGAAGAGGAGGAGCCAUCUGAGGCACCAAGAAGCCCCGCCUCCCCUGACUCCGAGUCUUUUGAUUGGAAGGCAAUCCAGGAAGGCGCCAACUCCAUCGUCAGUAGCUUAAACGCUGCCGCCGCCGCCGCCACCUCACUUUCCCGCCAGCCGUCAUCAGACUCUGACUCCGUGCUGUCUCUGAAGUCUGUGGGCUCGCCGUUUCGCCUGCCAGCCGUCACCAAGAAUGCAGAAGAGGAAGAGGGGGAGGGGAAGGAGGUGAAGCGUGGAGCCAGGGUCCUGAAGGGUGGAGAACGCACCACAUUGGAUGCAAGGAAGAAGAAGGAAGAGGAGGAGGAAGAGGAGGAGUCCAAGGCAGUGAAAGGUGGAAAGAAGGUGUACAGGAGUCUGAUCACAGGGAAACCCAGGGCGGAGACAGCAGCAAGGGGGCGGAGCAAACCCAGAGCGGCGGCUUUGGCCAAGGCUCCAGGUAACAGUGAUGGUGCUGACAGAGGGGGCGGGUCCUCUCGGGACUCUACCCCUUCUCGCUCUUCCACAGCAGCCAAUCAGAAAGGCAGUAAGCUGUCACAGCUGCCGCGCACCGCGUCCCCAGGCAGCGCGUCAUCGUCCUCGUCCGCCUCCAGAACAGCCAAACAGAGCGGAGCGGGGAGGAGUGCUGGCAUCCCCCGGAGCGAGUCCGCUUCUCGAGUAAGUGGCUCCUCAGCCGCCAAGAAGCAGAAGGCGGAGCCAGAGAAGCCGGCUCUCGUCCGUCAGUCCACUUUUAUCAAAGAAGCGCCGAGCCCCACGCUGAAGAGGAAACUGGAGGAGUCUGCAGCGGCGGCAGCGGUAACGGCGCCCUUAGAGUCGCCAUCCAGCCCAGAGUCACUACUACCACCAACAACCAGGAGACACGACGUCAACCGCUCCCACUCUGAGAGCCCGUCACGUCCACAGGAAGUGACAUCAUCACGAUUUAGCCGCACAGGCACCUGGAAACGAGAAAAUGGCAGCGGGGGCGGAGGAGGAAGCGGCGGCAAACAUUCAACAUCUCUGCCACGAGUGGGGACGUGGAAGAGGACCGGGAGCUCCUCCUCUGUUCUGUCGGCGUCCUCAGAGUCCAGCGAGAAGGGGCGGAGCGAGGAGGACUGUGCCGGAAGGUCGAAGGGAACCUGGAGGAAGACUAAGAGCGGCAGCAGCGAUGCUUCAGGGGGGCGGGGCUUCCCUGACAAAUCCGAAGAUGUUUGGGUGCGUCUCGAGGAUUGCCCCGUCAACAACCCACGCUCUGCGUCUUCCUGUUCGGCCCGCUCGCCCACCACUGCUAACGCCCCGCCUGUCAUCGACAACCCCGCCCCCUCUAAGAUCCCCCCCUCCUCCUCCUCCUCUUCCUCCUCCUCCUCCAACCUCAACCUGCGCCGGAGCUGCGAGAGCCUGGAAGACAAGCAUCCUCCUGAGCGCCAUCAACCCCAGAAUCAGCAACAACCCCCCGCCCAGCAGCAGCAGCGCGCUCAGCAGCGCAGCGGGGCCGUGGCGGCUCGGGUCAGCCCCUUCAACUACACGCCGAGCCCGAGGAAGAGCAGUGCUGAUGUCACCACACCAGCCACACCCACCCCGACCACCACAUCAUCCUCCACCACGCCCACUCGGCCGUCACUCAUCCCGACACCCAUCACUAAGAAACGGGAGCCGAAGGGCGGGGAAGGAGGCGGCAGCAGUGGUAGUGGCGGCGGGGGCAGCAGUGAGCGUGGCUCGUACAUUGUGACAUCAGUAUGAAGACAGGAAGUGGAAUUAUUUAUCACCACAGCUGGGACAGUUAGAACUCGGAGGACCUGUAAAUAUGGCGGUCAGAAAAUGUUUGUUUGUGAAUGGACAGGAAGUGAGUCUGUAUUUAAAUGAUAGCCCCGCCCCCUUCCCUUCCCUCAUUGGCUCCUCCCACCUGACCGUUAAGCUUCUUAAUCGCUGAGAGAAACUUUAAAAAUUAACUUUUUAUGUUUUUAUACCACUAAAAUGAUGUGUAGCGCUUAGCUCCGCCCCUCUCUGCCUGUGUCCCUGCAUGGUCCCGCCCCUACCUUAAUAAUGACAGUUACCAUGGUGACCUAAUGAUGUUUCUUCUAGCUGUAGUGUCUGUUGAAAGAUUUCAGGUGUGGCUGUCAGCAGACGGAGGAACGUUUUUAUUUCAGACGGAACUUUGAGAAGCGUUUCAGUCCCGCUCUGUGUCGCCUUGGCAACAAGUAACACUGUAAACCUAAGUUAUUGCUGUACAACCUUAAAACCUUCUAACUUCGAAGCACAUUAUUUAAAACUUAAAUCAUUUUUGCCAAAAAUGUUUGACAGUGUUCCUCGUGGCUGAAACUUUCACUGUUUUUAUGUGGAGGAAAAGUUUGAGAUGUGAAACAGAAGAUGAACAAUAAAGGUCAACGUUUGAGUCGCACUUUC
This is a messenger RNA of Notolabrus celidotus (New Zealand spotty), 7611 nucleotides long. It is a transcript of the gene apc, whose product is annotated as APC regulator of WNT signaling pathway. Gene Ontology annotation, molecular function: microtubule binding; beta-catenin binding; gamma-catenin binding. NCBI's taxonomy places the organism in Eukaryota, Metazoa, Chordata, Actinopteri, Labriformes, Labridae. The transcript has 16 exons. The coding region runs from base 40 to 6948 and encodes 2302 amino acids. Gene Ontology annotation, biological process: negative regulation of microtubule depolymerization; Wnt signaling pathway; pattern specification process. The record is from RefSeq and is a predicted model, not a curated record. Gene Ontology annotation, cellular component: beta-catenin destruction complex; cytoplasmic microtubule; catenin complex.